Molecule: messenger RNA, 577 nt
Organism: Galendromus occidentalis (western predatory mite)
Lineage: Eukaryota; Metazoa; Arthropoda; Arachnida; Mesostigmata; Phytoseiidae
Product: cuticle protein 10.9
Exons: 1
Coding region: 35-544 (169 amino acids)
Cellular component (GO): extracellular matrix
Source: RefSeq, a predicted model, not a curated record
UUCAAUUGGUGUUCAACAGUACCGUCAGCGGAAGAUGAAUGCUCAAGUGAUCGCCGUGCUCUCCCUGAUCGCCGUGGCUUCGUGCACUCACGAACAUCACAUUGGCCACACUCACGACGACCAUCACAAAAAGCAUCAUCAUCCUACUGUUCUCGAGCGACUCGAAGAAGCCGGAGUGCCGACCCCGUACCACUUCCAGUAUGCUGUCGACGCGGGCGACGGUUCUCACUCGAGGGAGGAAUCUUCCGACGCUGCUGGACGCGUGACUGGAUCUUACGUGAUUCGUUUGGCCGAUGGACGCUCUCGUACCGUAUCUUACACUGCCGAUGAGCACGGCUAUCACGCGAAAAUUACGACGAACGAAAUGGGAACCGAAUCUCAGAGUCCGGCCGACGUCCAACUGGAGUCCUCAGCCCCGACUGCCAAAGAGGCUUCAUUGGCCUACAAAACUGUCGAGCACCGUCACCUCGACCAUCAUCGCAACCUGGGCCACCAUGAACACAUCAAACCCGUGCCGUCUCGACUCAUCCUCGGCAAGUAUUGAUCUGCUCGAAGUGUCCGGGAGUUCAAGUUUCUU